This is a messenger RNA of Diabrotica virgifera virgifera (western corn rootworm), 1467 nucleotides long. RefSeq lists its product as uncharacterized. The record is from RefSeq and is a predicted model, not a curated record. Gene Ontology annotation, molecular function: sodium channel regulator activity. Lineage: Eukaryota; Metazoa; Arthropoda; Insecta; Coleoptera; Chrysomelidae. The transcript has a single exon. Bases 109 to 1467 code for a protein of 452 amino acids. Gene Ontology annotation, biological process: regulation of sodium ion transport.
ACAGACUGCUUGUCGUUUCAGUAUUCCACUAAACACAAGAACCGAAUGGGGUGUACAAUAAUCACCCCCAAUUUGUGUUGCCAGCAGUAUGCAAAGUAGUCAUCCAAUAUGCCCAAAAAGAAGCCCACACCCGUUGAGGACCUUGUUAUACCUCCGCAAAAUACCAAAAUUUGCGGAACGAUUUGUUUAUGUCAGUUAACUUUAAUUCUGAGCAGUGUCGCUAUAGUGUACCUAACAGUCGCAAUUUAUGUUCCUUCAACUCGAGCAAUGAAAUCAGGAAUCUCAGAAACACCAGUGAUGUGUACGACUACCAGGGCCGUGCAAGUGGAGUCUUGUGAUUGGGGCUCGUGUGGGGAAUGGUGUUUGAGCAAAACCUCAGGAUCUUGUAUGCAGAUUUACGUUAACCUUAGAAGAAACGGUUCAAAUUUGUUGUUAGUGAACUGUACGAGCAUAGCGCAGAAAAUUUGUUAUGGUAAAGAUCAAGAAAACGCUAAAAGGAGUAGAUGCAUUGCAGAUGAAUGUAAGAAUUUGACAGGAACCUUCAACUGCUCAAUGGGUAUGUGCCUAGAUUUGACAGAUUCUUUCGAAUGUAUCUAUAAAUAUACCGAUCCACCUUUAAAAUGUUCUGGCAGAAGGGGCAAAAUUACGUGCAUUGACUUAAAUGGAUUGUAUAGCUGUAACCGAGGUACCUGUGAGCGGAUCCGCACGCCUUAUAACUGUGAUCGUCACUGUGGAGGUGCGGAUAUAGUUACCAGAAACAAAAAUGUUAUAGUGCUAAGUGGAGAUGAGGUUUACUUAUCGCAAUGUCAAAGAUGUAUCGACAGUGAUACAGGACAAGAAGUCUGGAACGAGUCCCAAGACAACGUAAUGAUGGCUUCUUGUCAUUCCAUUUUAAACACUUCAAGAGGCUUGGAAGCUACAGAUUGCGUAAACGGUUCUUUGCUAGCAAAUAAUAUGCUACCAAACGUAACAAACUUUACGUACAUUAGUUAUUUGAGUAUUUUUAGUACAGUUACUUUAGACGAACGACAAAUAGUGGCUCCUCCUGAACCUGAUUUGCUGAUUGCUAACGAUAGUAGAUUACUCAUUAAUUUAGAAGGCUGUGUUAAUACUCUUAGAGAUGAAUGCAGAGAUUUUUUAAAAGUUUACGGUAAAGACGGUACUGAUCAUUUUGCUAGAGCGCGGUUCCCUUGUUUCUAUUCCCUGGAUAAUCCAUAUUUAGUGGUAGCACGCUUUGACUUGGCAACAACAACAAAACAAUUUUUGAUAGCAUCUGUCCUGCCCGUAGUACUACUGGUAGUAUCUUGUUUAACACUUAUUCUUUGUCAGCGUGCUGUUGUGGUGGGAGAUGAUGCUAGAAUGCGAUUCCAAGGUUGCAUAAAAUCCGAAGCUCAGCCUCUUGAGAAAACUGCUUCGACCAACAAUAUUAAUGACAGAGGUGGUGAUAAUUCAAUUAUGGCACUUUGA